AGCGGGGGGGAGAGAAGCGAUCGCGAGAAAAAAAAAUGCAACCUCCCAAAAUAAAGAGCAAAGAUUGCAUUAGGAGCGAACAGCGCUGCAGAAAUAGAUGGCAGCUUCGUAUCAGUGAGUUUGCAUCCCCCUUCCUGAUCCACGAGCUGGAGUGAUUAGAGCCCUGGAAGGGAAUUGUUACUCCCGUGGAGAAGUCCCCUUUUCCUGGCAGCCGUCUGCACUGUACACGCUGGAUGCUUCUCUCCAUCCACCCCACUCAGUCUCUCCUCUCUCACCUCCUCUCUCCCUCUCUCCUGCAUUGAUUUUUUUUUUUUUUUCCUUUUUAGUUGACUGAAACAAAACAAAACAAAAGGGCCACUGGAUGUCUGCCUUCUUGGGGGGUGAGCCAGACAGACUGACAAACAAACAGACCCAACUGUGUUCGGGGGAGGGUUUCUCCUCCCGUUUUGCCCGGCAGCAGCAACAUGGACGUGUUGGCUAGUUAUAGUAUAUUCCAGGAGCUACAACUUGUCCACGACACCGGCUACUUCUCAGCUUUGCCAUCCCUGGAGGAGACCUGGCAGCAGACAUGCCUUGAAUUGGAACGCUACCUGCAGACAGAGCCCAGGAGGAUCUCAGAGACCUUCGGUGAGGACUUGGACUGUUUCCUCCGCGCUUCUCCUCCCCCAUGCAUCGAGGAGAGCUUCCGGCGCUUAGACCCCCUGCUGCUCCCGGUGGAAGCGACCAUCUGCGAGAAGAGCUCGGCCGUGGACAUUCUGCUCUCUCGGGACAAGUUGCUAUCUGAGACCUGCCUCAGCCUCCAGCCAACCAGCUCUUCUCUAGACAGCUACACAGCCGUCAACCAGGCCCAGCUCAACGCAGUGACCUCAUUAACGCCCCCAUCGUCCCCUGAGCUCAGCCGCCAUCUGGUGAAAACCUCACAGACUCUCUCAGCCGUGGAUGGCACAGUGACGUUGAAACUGGUGGCCAAGAAGGCUGCGCUCGGCUCCGUCAAGGUGGGAGGGGUGGCAACGGCGGCGGCAGCCGUGGCGGCAGCUGGGACAGUUAAGAGUGGACAGAGCGAGAGUGAUCAAGGAGGGGUAGGGGCCGAGGCGUGCCCCGAAAACAAGAAGAGGGUUCAUCGCUGUCAGUUUAACGGGUGCCGGAAGGUUUAUACAAAAAGCUCCCACUUAAAGGCCCACCAGAGGACUCACACAGGUGAGAAGCCUUAUAAGUGCUCGUGGGAAGGGUGUGAGUGGCGUUUUGCACGAAGCGAUGAACUUACGAGGCACUACAGGAAACACACAGGUGCAAAGCCCUUUAAAUGCAACCACUGCGACAGGUGUUUUUCCAGGUCUGACCAUCUUGCCCUCCAUAUGAAGAGACAUAUCUAAAAAACCUGAAGGCCAGAGUUGCCAUGGCGUCGGCCGGCCGUUGUCUGAAGGAAAUGCCAUGAGGCGGGGGCUGGACUUCAGGCGGGGAUCCAUUGCCUCGCAGAAGAAAGUUCUCACUUAUUAAACCUCUGUGUACACACACCACACACACACACACACACAGACACACACACACGCACUCACACAUAGACACACACACACACAGUCAUGCACUCAGCUAUAUUUAAAAUAUAUACGUCUAUCUUUAUGCCUUGCCCUAGCCAGAUGGUAGAAGAAGAAGAAGAAGAAGAAGAAGAAGAAAGAAACCAGGUGAACUCAGCAAGGCAGUCUGGCUGCUUACUUCAGCACUAUUGGAAUUAUUUCCCGCUGUUGCCAAUGGAAAUCAAAAAAAAUGGAUGUGACGUCUCUACAGGUGGACGGCAGUAAGAGGGGCUUAUUUAACUUGCUUCUCAGUGCAACUUGAUAGGAGAAUACAACGUCUUAAAGUUGCAUAUGUGUAGCACUAAUGUUUCUUUUUCAAUAGUUGGGGGAAAAUGACCUAGCAAACCAAAUUGCAGUUUGGUAGCCAAAAUUAACUCUCGGUUUAUUUGUCCUUUGUGUGUGAAAAGUCCUACUAUUCCGUGCGUCCGACUUCCUCACAGAACUGUUGAUCAGUUUUGGUUCUUAGUACUAUUGAGAUCUUUCCAGUCGAUACCAACGGCCUUAGCGGCGGCAGACUCCGGAAUAACACCUUACACCUUUCUGGCCUGCAUUUCUCUAGACUUCACUCUCCAGGUCUCCAGGGAAGAGUGUUCUUUUCUUACUUUUUGACUCUUGCACACCAUAUGCACUAGGGAUUCUGGAAACUUCUAGCAUGACUGCAAAGUGGCCAAGAGAAUAAAGUCCUUGAUGAUCAAUCACAGUGUAUCCCUUGAGCCUCACCUUAUUGCCAGUGCUAGAUUUUUUCUUUUUAAUCUCUCUGUUUUUUGCUAACGAAAACUUGAAAAGCUUAUUUGGAAGCUUAAAUGUUUUAUCUUUUCUCCAUGGACUAAACCUCUCCAGGACUCUCUCUCGUCACCUGGAUGUCCAGCUCUCGAAGCAGCCAAUCAGAUGGGACAUCACACUCCUUUCAUCCCCCUUGAGGCAUCCUGACCUCAGCUCAUAGUGAUCAACCCCUGCUGUGUGUCACUGCUACCCUAACAACCAGUUUCAGCAUAGAUGUCGCUAGUCUCAAAGGGCAGCUGCAUAUUGAACGUAACUCUGGGUUAUGACCUGACAAAAAAGCCAAAAAUAUCCCUCUUUCCAGGAAUGGGGAGAACGGAGGAUGCCUCCCAAGUCUAGUGGCUUCAGAAACCAUCACCCUCUCUUCCUGUCUCAUACCCACUGAGUCAUGUCACCCCACUUGUUAAAAUACACAAUUCAAAAUGCUGUUGUGGGAAUAAAGGGUGGACAUUUAAGGAAAGGGUUGAGAUAUUUCUCUCAUGGUCUAUCUAAAAGGAGAGACAUAUUUCUGAUUUUUUAAUUUUUUUGGCUAGGCCCACCAUGACUUGUGCCCUAGAGCACCUGGGAUCAACAGAGGCCUCACUUUUACUCUGCAAGCUGACUCCGAGGGGGUUCCAUGCCUCACUCUCCAUCCCCCACACACAUCCAAUAUCGGUCUCCAUCAUCUACCCGCAUUCUUAGCUAGCUGGCACUGGCCUCAACUCCAAAGACUGCCUUUAGGACCAUUAAAUGGCCUAUGCAAGCAAGCGGGGUGGUUAUUAGGGCAGAUUGUAUAUUUUGUAUAUUCUGGGACCAUCCCUUCAAGACACGUCUAAAAAAACAAAAAUGGCAUUUGGUCCGCCCAUGGUUGCUGCUCCUUCAUACCAGCUGGCUCCUCUCCUGCCCUCCUUUGACUGUUUGACUCAUUGACUGUUAAAAUGCUACCCCAUACCUAUUUGGGAUGCAAAACUGAAGUCUUUGAAAGGAAAUAUAAGAAACACAGAUUCAUUUAUGACAGCAAACUUCAAGAUCCUUGGCAUUUGGUUUCUCAGCUUUCUGCAAACUUUGAUUUCACUGAAAUGUUGAAACUACUCGUCUGAGGGCAGAGGAGCCUCCUUAUCACAAAUGCUGUAGCUGCCAAUUGGACACUUGGGGCAUUCUGAGGUCUGGCCCUUCAAGUUUUCUUUCUCUUUUUUCCUUUUUUUUCAAUUUAGACCAAAAACAAAAAAAAAAAAAAAGAAAGAAAAAACCACCCUAAACACACACACAAAAUCUGCCCAUUUGCCAGAGGCAAUUAUGUAUAUGUUAGUCAGAGGGUAUUUAAAAAAAUCAGUUUUAUUCCAAAGAUUUAAAACUAGACAUGACUUAGAAACAUUUCUGGAGCACUGCUUGCUGACAAUCUCGUAGUUUUCUCGACUGCAUUCGAGUGCGUUUGUAGCCAGUCCAUCAGGGCGGACCAUGGGAUUAUAUUUGAAUGUGUGGCUCAUCCUUUCUGGAUGAAGGAUGUGUGAGGGACCUUGAACCUCAGCUGUAUUAAACUGUAGCGCCUCCAGUCAGUGCACUAGAUGAAACUUUAGACACCCCAGAUUUUGUUGGUUCGUUGAUUUCCCUUUCUAGAGCAGCCUCCAGCAUGACUGCACGCACAGUCCCAGUGAUGGCAUUAGCCGUGGCUGCCACGAUUUACAAAUGUUCUCUCCCCCGCUGGAGCUGCUCUUGCCUCUCGAAAUGCUAUUAUUAAGGGUUUAUAAUACUUAAUUUAAUUUUUGAACUGACCAAUGCAAGGCUCUAUUAAAAAGAAAGUUUAAAAAAAUGCAAAAGAGUAAUCAUUGCUUGUUCGCUCCCCGUUGUCAUCUGUGGUCUUGAAAAGAUCUCAUUUGAAUGUGACAGAACAAAGGCCCUUGGGUCUUCAUCAGUGUCUGAAAUAUUGGGCAAUUCCUCUCUCUUUUAUAUCAGUGAGGUCCUUUGUAAUCUGCUCCUGACCUUUCUCCAAGCAGGGUGCACUGAACCUCGAUGGUGGGGCUUGCUAGCUCCAGGCAUUUGUUGACCGAGAAUUGGCCUGAGAAUUUGGUGGGUGCUAAGCGUAUGGCUUUGAAACUGUUCUUCUGUAGCUUGAUUGACACCUCUGAAUGAUAACCAGUCCUGUCUGUUGUGGGGUGGGGAGAGUGGUAGCCCCAGUUAUUUGGGCAUGUUAUCAAGUAUCCAUCCUCUCUGAAAUGGCAGAGAUGGUUGGAAGGAGCCUGUUGGAGUGAACAGGCUUUCUGAGAAAUAACCUGAAGCUAGUUUGCUUCCAAGAGGACAGGUUAUUCAAAGCAGUGCUUUAGUGGACAGUUGAAACACAUUAAACUAUUUUCUCGUUUAAAUGGUUAACUCCCAGCAUUCCAGGAGAUCUCCAAUUUGAAAGGAAAAACCUGUCAUGGUGUUUCUUGUAGUUGUCCUCCGAAGCACGCUUUAUCCAGGGUUCAGAGUGUAAUGUAUAGAAAAAGAGUGUUUCGAAGCCAUUGACAGUUUUCUUUAUUUCAAUUUGUGCUUCUUUCUCCUACCACAUGACUGUAAGUCAAAGAUGUGGAAACCUGAAAUUAUAAUAUUGCUCCUCGCUACUGGCCUCCUGCCCCACUGAUGGUUCAUUGGCCCAGCUUAAUGCCUGGUGGUGAUGAGUAUUAUGUCCAGAAAAAGAGAUGUUUGGAUUCCAUGACAAAGCUGCGUUUUAUAAAUAUAUCGGAGACCCCCCCAAAAUGAACCUUCAUGCUGACCAUUUCCUUCUCCUCUCUGUGCUCUCCCUUGCAAAGCCCUUCAAGUAUCCCCUGUCCACCCAUUCUGCACCUCUUGUGCCCUCUUUACAUCUUUGAUUGCCUGACGAUAACAGGGUAAAAAAGACAGCCAACCUCGCGCAUGAUUAGUAGAACUGAUUCCUAUGUUUUAAAAAAAUCUUCUUUGAAUCUAGAAGCCAGAGAAGAUUUUUUUUUAAGGACUUCAGUUUGGGAUAAGCUUCCAGAUUAGCCAUGUCUAUUUGCAUCAAAGGGGAAAUAAAUGGGACUUGCAGGGCGGCUCACCCAGUGCAUUCAGGACGUCUGCCUGUAGCCCCAACUCCUGAACUCUAUGGCAAAGUCAAAAGACAUGAACUCAAAUGGCAAGAACAGCAGAACUUAGUGAUUAAUGUUACUGGUUCAUAAUGGUUUCCUGUAUGGAAGUCACUUCAUAAAAUAUAAAAUAGAGUGCAAAGUGAAAAAUUGCUUCUCUUUUGCAUGAGUUGGUUUUAGGAGAAGGAAGAAGGUUAGGAAAGGCGGAGAUGCAACAUAUGUAACUACAAAAACCAGGUUCAUUGUUCCUUUUUUUUUUUUUAAAUCUUAUGAGGUCCAGCAUUUCUGGCCACAGUUUUGCACCCAGAUCUUUGCCAAAGUGAAAAUUCAUUAAGUAGAACCUGGUUGACAUCUACCUGGGGACGCUUUCCCUGGCAUCUUCCUGAAGUGGCCACUGCCAAGUCGGGGGUGGAGGCAGGAGGAGAGAAUUUGCAUUCCAGCUCUGGGUUGUGUUUCGGUAAACAUGGUGAUAUCUCAGUUUGAAAACUGGAGGGGCUGUUCUGAGUGUACAUCAAUGCCUCUUUGAUGGUCUACUUUCCUCAGUGAGGAUCUUUGGGAAUACUUGAGAUGGAACAACGAAAAUGUGUCAAAGGAAGCAAAAACUCCUUGUAAAUGUGAGAUCCCAUGACUAACUGCCUGAGGCUUCAGGGUUUUCUCUUGCUUUUAACACUCGCUUAAAUCUCCUCUGUUGGUUCCUAAUGGAUCCCGGUAAAGGGAAAAAUAAAGCUGCAAUUGAACUUUCUUACGUGCACCCUUCCAAGGUAGUACUGUAUUCUUCAGGUCUUUUGCAUUUACGUGUAAGUGCUCGGGAAACAGGUAUCAAAAAUGGAGAGAGAAAUCCCAGGCCGUCACUUCACAAAUAUCCCAGACGAGAUACUCUUUUUCAAACAGGGCUCCCUCUCAGCAGUCACGAGGGGACGUUGAUGCGUUCUUUGUUGGGGACUGUUUAUACAAUUUUUUUUUUCAACUGUGAGCUUUGGAAUCGUAAACUGCUUUGACUCCAGCUUCUGUCUACUGCCAUAAAAAAGGACCCCACAUCAGAAUAAUGAGGGUGGUAUGUGUGCACGCAGCUAGACUCGUGUGCGCAUGUACCUAAUGUACCUUCGCAGAAGGAAAACAGUUAGGCUACUGACGUUUACGGGGAGUAGCCACCAGUGCCUAAUAUCUUUUGGGGGGAUGGAUGCUUAUAAUCGCCAGUAUAUUGAAAACACACUGGGAGUUCCACAUAGACGGGAGGGGCUGAGGGUGGGGAGAGGGGACAUUUUAACCCCAGGCCUUUGGGCUCCAGGCAGGAUGAUUUCUGCAGAUCUCGGUCCUGAAAGGCUUUGGGGCUCAUUGGCUGGUCCUCAAGCUUUUUAUUUUUGUUUUUCUCAGCAUGCAUUUCUGAUCUGAACCCAGACUUAGUUGAAUUUCUUUAUCUUUCACUUCUGCUUCAUUCCAGGGAGGAAAAAUACACCUGUUAUGGCCAAGAUCUCCUUGAUAACACAGAGGCAAAAAUAAAUGUUUAAUGUUUUGAAGCCUCCCCGUUCCUUUCCAUAAAUCUCCCCAAACUCCUUCUCUCUCACACCCUCUCCCUCCUCCCACCACAUGGCUUCCUAGCCACUACCGCUUUUCUUUCAAGUCUCUCGUAUCCUCUUAACAGUUGCUUGAAGAACUUUGAUUUUGCACUAUACAUUUUCUUUUUGCCAGAUGUGUCUAACAAGUGUGUUUGGAGAGACCUACUCCCAGCCCCACCCCUCCCCCACCUCCCUCGGUCACAUGCUCUCAGGCCUUCUCUGGUAUUUAUAAUAUAUCACAGAAGUACCCAGUCUUAUAGCCCUCGGUUAUGCCUUUUUUUGACAUUUUAUUUUUUUUAAGCUUUUUAUAUAUAUAUAUAUAAAUAUAUUACUUUGUCAAGUUUUUUUGCUGUACAAAAGUCUUAAGAUUUAAAACUAUUAUUUGUAUUAUAUGAUGGUGGUAUGUUAAUGUUACAAAAUUAUUAAUGAAGAAAAAAUUUAUUUUUGUUACUGGUCUGUUUCAUAAUUCUUUUUUAAAUUGGUAUAUUGUAAGAUAUCUAUGCAAAAAAUGUUAUGUGACGCAUUUUUAUUUAAGAAUGUAAUAUGUGUAAUAAACAGUAGAAUGUGUUUGGCCUUGGAA
Molecule: messenger RNA, 7546 nt
Organism: Odocoileus virginianus texanus
Lineage: Eukaryota; Metazoa; Chordata; Mammalia; Artiodactyla; Cervidae
Gene: KLF7
Product: KLF transcription factor 7
Biological process (GO): regulation of transcription by RNA polymerase II
Molecular function (GO): DNA-binding transcription factor activity, RNA polymerase II-specific; RNA polymerase II cis-regulatory region sequence-specific DNA binding
Source: RefSeq, a predicted model, not a curated record